CUUCACACAAACAUGUCAUGUUCAGUCUUCUGUGUCUGGAGCGAUUGACAGGUUCACCGCAGUAAAAUGAUUCAAUCCAAUCAGUCCAUCUUCUGCUGCUGCUGUUGUGCUCUUCAGACUAGAACCAGCACGCAUGUGGAUGUGCCUGACAGCAGAUAUCCAGGAUCCUUCUAUAUGUCUCAGCUGUCAAAGAAGAAGCAGCCACCGCCUCCUGUUCCUCCUGAUGAUGAUGAUGUUGGACUGGUGAAGGUGGUGGCGAUGUAUGACUUCACAGCGAGAGAGAGUUCAGAUCUCACACUGCAUCAUGGAGAGGAGUACACUAUACUACACAAACAAGACCAGCUGUGGUGGAGAGCCAAAGACAGACACGGGAACAAAGGCUUCAUUCCCAGUAAUUAUGUCACAGAAAUUGGAACAAUAGAGGCCAAUCAGUGGUACUGCAAGAACAUCAACAGAGCAGAAGCAGAACAUUUACUCAGACAAGAGGGUAAGGAUGGAGGGUUUGUGGUGAGAAGUUCCAGUCAACCCGGCAGUUACACCGUAUCAGUUUUUACACAAAGUUCAGGUAAAGGGGAGGUUAGACAUUACCAGAUAAAGCAGACAGACGGGGGUCAGUUCUUCUUGGCAGAGCGACAUGUGUUCAACUCAAUACCAGAACUCAUCAACUACCACAAACUUAAUUCAGCAGGGCUGGUGGCACGAUUGCGGUAUCCCAUCGGACCCAUGGGCAAAUGUCUUCCAGCCACAGCAGGAUUUAGUUCAGAUAAAUGGGAGAUUAACCCGUGUGAGCUGACGUUCAUGAAGGAAGUGGGCAGCGGGCAGUUUGGAGUGGUCAGACUGGGCAAAUGGAGAGCACAGCAUAAAGUCGCCAUUAAAACUAUCAAUGAAGGAGCCAUGAGUGAAGAUGACUUUAUAGAGGAAGCCAAGAUCAUGACACGGUUGUGUCACCCUAAACUAGUGCAGUUGUACGGUGUGUGUGUCACGCAGCGUCCAAUCUGCAUCGUGACUGAGUUCAUGGAGAACGGCUGCUUGCUUCACUUCCUGAGACAGCACAGCAGAUCUCUGACACGCAUCACACAGCUCUUCAUCUGUCAGGACGUUUGUGAAGGGAUGGAGUACCUGGAACAAAACAACUUCAUACACAGAGACCUGGCCGCACGGAACUGUCUGGUGAACGAGAGGAAUGUUGUGAAAGUGUGUGACUUUGGAAUGACCAGAUACGUGUUGGAUAAUCAGUACACCAGCUCUAUGGGCUCCAGGUUUCCUGUCAAAUGGUCUCCACCUGAAGUUCUUCAUUUCAACAAGUUUAGCAGCAAAUCAGAUGUCUGGUCAUUUGGUGUGCUGAUGUGGGAAGUGUUCUCAGAGGGAAAGACUCCAUUUGAGAAGCACUCUAAUUUGGAGGUGGUGGAAGAAGUAUCUCAGGGUGGCCGUCUGUACAGACCUCACAGAGCAUCCGCAAACAUCUACAACAUCAUGUACAAAUGCUGGCACGAGAGACCUCAUGGACGACCGACUUUCUCUGAGUUACUGCAGAAUAUCAGACAGAUUACUGAGGAGGAGACAAACACGACAGACACAGGAAUACCACAGACACAUGAACACCAUGGACACAUGACAUAUAAACACAACAGACAUAUGAACACCACAGACACAUGAACAGGAACACCACAGACACAUGAACACCACGGACACAGGAACACCACAGACACAUGAACACCACAAACACAUGAACACCACAGACACAUGAACACCACAGACACAUGAACAUCACGGACACAUAAACACAACAGACACAUAAACACAACAGACACAUGAACACCACAGACACAUGAACACCACAGACACAUGAACACCACAGACACAUGAACACCACAGACACACAAACACCACGGACACACGAACAUCACGGACAGAGGAAUACCACGGACACAUGAACACCACAGACACAUGAACACCACAGACACAUGAACACCACAGACACAUGAACACCACAGACACAUGAACACCACAGACACAUGAACACCACAGACACAUAAAAACAACAGACACAUAAACACCACAGACACAUUACACAUAAACACCAAAAACACGACAUGUGAACACCACAGACACAUAAACACCACAGACACAUGACACAUAAACACCAAAGACACAUAAACACCACAGACGCAUGAAUACCACAGACACAUGAAUACCACAGACACAUAAACACAACAGACACAUGACACAUAAACACAACAGACACAUGACACAUAAACACCAAAGACACAUAAACACCAAAGACACAUGAACACCACAGACACAUAAACACAACAGACACAUGACACAUAAACACCAGACACAUAUACACCACAGACACAUGACGCAUAAACACCAAAGACACAUGACCACUAGAGACACAUAAACACCACAGAUAAAUGACACAUAAACACCACAGACACAUGAACACCACAGACACAUGAACACCACAGACACACAAACACCACAGACACAUGAACACCACAGACACACAAAAACAACAGACACAUAAAAACAACAGACACAUUACACAUAAACACCAAAAACACGACAUGUGAACACCACAGACACAUAAACACCACAGACACAUGACACAUAAACACCAAAGACACAUAAACACAACAGACACAUUAACAGCACAGACGCAUAAACACCACAGACACAUGAAUACCACAGACACAUGAAUACCACAGACACAUGACACAUAAACACCAAAGACACAUGACCACUACAGACACAUGAACACCACAGACACAUGAACACCACGGACACAGGAAUACCACAGACACAUAAACACAACAGACACAUGAACACCACAGACACAUGAACACCACAGACACAUAAACACAACAGACACAUGAAUACCACAGACACAUGAACACCACGGACACAGGAAUACCACAGACACAUGAACACAACAGACACAUGAACACAACAGACACAUGAACACCACGGACACAUGAACACCACGGACACAUGAACACUACGGACACAGGAACACCACGGACACAGGAACAUCACAGACACAUGAACACCACAGACACAUGAACACCACGGACACAUGAACACCACAGACACAUGAACACCACAGACACAUGAACACCACGGACACAGGAAUACCACAGACACAUGAACACCACAGACACAUGAAUAGCACAGACACAUAAACACCACGGACACAUUACACAUAAACACCAAAAACACGACAUGUGAACACCACAGACACAUAAACACCACAGACACGACACAUAAACACCAAAGACACAUAAACACAACAGACACAUAAACACCACAGACGCAUGAAUACCACAGACACAUGAAUAACACAGACACAUAAACACAACAGACACAUGACACAUAAAGACCAAAGACACAUAAACACCAAAGACACAUGAACACCACAGACACAUAAACACCACAGACGCAUAAACACCACAGACACAUGACGCAUAAACACCAGACACAUGAACACUAGAGACACAUAAACACCAGAGACACAUGAACACCACUGACACAUGAAUACCACAGACACAUAAACACAACAGACACAUGAACACCACAGACACAUGAACACCACAGACACAUGAACACCACAGACACAUGAAUACCACAGACACAUAAACACAACAGACACAUAAACAUCACAGACACAUGAACACCACAGACACAUGAACACCACGGACACAGGAAUACCACAGACACAUAAACACAACAGACACAUGAACACCACAGACACAUGAACACCACAGACACAUGAACACCACAGACACAUGAACACCACGGACACAUGAACACCACAGACACAUGAACACCACAGACACAUGAAUACCACAGACACAUAAACACAACAGACACAUAAAAACAACAGACACAUAAACACCACAGACACAUUACACAUAAACACCAAAAACACGACAUGUGAACACCACAGACACAUGACACAUAAACACCAAAGACACAUAAACACCACAGACACAUAAACACCACAGACGCAUGAAUACCACAGACACAUGAAUACCACAGACACAUAAACACAACAGACACAUGACACAUAAAGACCAAAGACACAUAAACACCAAAGACACAUGAACACCACAGACACAUAAACAGGAACACCACGGACACAUGAACACCACGGACACAUGAACACCACGGACACAUGAACACCACAGACACAUGAACACCACAGACACAGGAAUACCACGGACACAGGAAUACCACGGACACAUAAACACAACAGACACAUAAACACAACAGACACAUGAACACAACUGACACACAAACACCACAGACACAUGAACACCACAGACACAUGAACACCACAGACACAUGAACAUCACGGACACAGGAAUACCACGGACACAUAAACACAACAGACACAUGAACACCACAGACACAUGAACACCACCGACACAUAAACACCACAGACACAUUACACAUAAACACCAAAAACACGACAUGUGAACACCACAGACACAUAAACACCACAGACACAUGACACAUAAACACCAAAGACACAUAAACACCACAGACGCAUAAACACCACAGACACAUGAAUACCACAGACACAUAAACACAACAGACACAUGACACAUAAACACAACAGACACAUGACACAUAAACACCAAAGACA
Messenger RNA from Myxocyprinus asiaticus (Chinese sucker), 4651 nucleotides. It is a transcript of the gene txk, whose product is annotated as TXK tyrosine kinase. The transcript has 15 exons. Gene Ontology annotation, molecular function: non-membrane spanning protein tyrosine kinase activity; ATP binding; protein binding. The coding region runs from base 67 to 1656 and encodes 529 amino acids. Lineage: Eukaryota; Metazoa; Chordata; Actinopteri; Cypriniformes; Catostomidae. The record is from RefSeq and is a predicted model, not a curated record. Gene Ontology annotation, biological process: B cell receptor signaling pathway; T cell receptor signaling pathway; peptidyl-tyrosine autophosphorylation.